AUGGCGUUUCCCAUCAUUGAUGGCACAGAGGUGCUGCUUCCUCCACCUGCUGGCUAUGAAGUCGACUUUGCGAACCCGAGUCGAGACUCUGCUACUAUCAUUUCGACAUACGUGGCCUUCGGGAUCAUGUUUCCCGUUGCAGUCCUGUUCUUGUCCCAGCGCGUCUACACAGCGGCCUUCAUCCUCCGAAAGUGGAGGAUCGACGACACGAUGCUUUUGUUUGCCUGGGUCUUGACGACAGUAGCUCAGUGCUUGGUCCUGUCCUGCUUGACCAACAACGUCCUUGGCGUCCACAUCUGGGAGAUUUCGCUUGACGACGCUAUCUGGGAGACCACGCUUAUUCAUGCCACUACUCUGACUGUCAUACCUGGCACGGUCCUCUCGAAACUCGUUCUCUGUGUCUUUUACCACCGCCUGUCUCCAAUCACAUGGUACCGCCACGCCAUCGCGUUCACAGCUUUCGUAACGAUCGCAACAUUCACUGCAGUAUGGUUCUCGGUCCAGUUCGCAUGCAAGCCCAUAGAAGCCGCGUGGAACCUGCGCUUGUACACGGGGACAAACUGCAUCGACCGCCCGCCAGUGUACAUGCUGCAGGCUGUCAUGGGCGGCGUCACGGACCUUAUGCUCAUGGUGCUGCCCUUGCCAAUCAUAUUCAGGCUGCAGAUGUCGUGGAAGCAGAAGGCCGCGCUCCUGGCGUGGUUCGGCACGGGCUUGCUCACCUUAGGCGCAGCCUUUGCGCGGCUCAUCAUCCUGGUGCCCAGCCUGAAAAACGCCGACACGACAUAUGUGCUGGCGCAGGGCACGCUGUGGCUCGUUGUAGAGGCCAACCUCAUCAUCAUCUGCGGCACGCUCCCGACUUUCCGCAUCUUCCUUGACCGCGUCGCGCCCUGGGUGCUUCGAGACUCGUCGCAUUCCCCCUCAGCACGCAGCAGCGACAACAAGCCACCUGAGGCCAAGAAAUGGUUCGGUACCAUGAGAUAUGCCUUGGGCACAUUCGGAAGCUCUCAGCCAAAGAGACGCAUGUUCGACACCAUUGACGAGCUCGAGUUCUUUGACAAUGCGCCAAGGCGGGACGACAAGUCUAGCUCUGGAAGCCGGCACCAAAACGAAUGGGAGAGUGCAAAGCAUAGCGAUGAGGAGGCUAUCAUGAAGUAG
Messenger RNA from Microdochium trichocladiopsis, 1155 nucleotides. RefSeq lists its product as uncharacterized. The record is from RefSeq and is a predicted model, not a curated record. Lineage: Eukaryota; Fungi; Ascomycota; Sordariomycetes; Xylariales; Microdochiaceae. The transcript has 3 exons. Bases 1 to 1155 code for a protein of 384 amino acids.